Dioscorea cayenensis subsp. rotundata (Guinea yam) is the source of this 1698-nucleotide messenger RNA. RefSeq lists its product as uncharacterized. Gene Ontology annotation, cellular component: membrane. The coding region runs from base 234 to 1562 and encodes 442 amino acids. The record is from RefSeq and is a predicted model, not a curated record. Gene Ontology annotation, biological process: regulation of peptide transport. The transcript has 4 exons. Lineage: Eukaryota; Viridiplantae; Streptophyta; Magnoliopsida; Dioscoreales; Dioscoreaceae.
UCGAGCACGAGGGAGAGUCUUGUUCCUCUCCAUUGAACAACGACCUCCCAAUCCAAGUCGUCUCCUUCUCUCCUCGUGAUCUAGCGCGUUGAAAUCGGAGAGAAAAAGAUCCCGGAAUCUCUCCCCUUCUUCACUGCUGUUGUUUGUUCUUCAAUUCAAUCCUUGUCUUUUAAGCAGCAUGCCGGAGUAUCUUUCAUUGAACAAAGGACAUCUAUAAGUUGGAUCAAGUUGGAAUGGGUGGUUCAUUGAAAUGGUCGGGGAAAGAGACAUGGGAUUGGAAUAUAGGUUUGAUCUAUGUAGUUGCAGUUGCCGCCAUUUGGAUUGCCGCUAGUUAUAUUGUUCAGUCAGUUGUUGAUGCUGGGGUAUCACCUUUCCUAAUAACCUAUAUCUGCAACUCACUGUUUGUGGUUUACCUCCCUUUAGUUGAAGUUGGAAGGUAUUUUGAGGAUUCAGUUGUAAAUAUAUGGGUUUGGUGUAAAAAUAAGGAAAAAGUAAGCACAAUUCAUUCUGGAGAUGCAGAGGUUGUAAAUCUAUUAAAGGAGAGUGAUAAUGUUUUGGAUCCAAAUUUGUUGUUCAGCCAUCGUGGAGAUGUUGUAUCUCGAGUUGAAUCUCGGAUUCAGGAUUCAGAAAUUAUAAUGCCUGGUCAGGAUGAUGCAGUCACUGGUUCUGGAACUUAUGUGGCUGGUGAAAGCAGCAGCAAACAAUUGGAUGCCAAAGGACGAUGGACACGAACUGAAGUGGCAAAAGUCAGCCUGUUAAUUUGUCCUUUCUGGUUUUUAGCACAACUAACGUUCAAUCUGUCUCUCAAAUAUACCACUGUUACCUCCAAUACCAUCCUAAGCAGCACUUCCAGCCUUUUCACUUUCUUGGUGUCUUUGGCUUUUCUAGGGGAAGCAUUUACGUGGAUAAAGCUAAUUAGUGUCCUUCUAUGCAUGAUGGGAACAAUAAUAGUCAGCCUGGCUGAUUCAGGAAAUGGAGUAAAUGCAAUUGCUACACGUCCUCUUCUUGGAGACGUUCUUGCUCUCUUGUCAGCUGGAUUAUAUGCUGUUUACAUCACCCUCAUUAGAAAAAAAUUGCCUGAUGAAAAGAAAGGAGAAGGUCAAGCAAGUAUGGCCCAAUUCCUUGGAUUUCUUGGGCUGUUCAAUCUCGUAUUGUUCUUCCCUGUUGCACUGGUUUUGCAUUUUACAAGACUAGAGCCCUUUCAUAAGCUUACAUGGGAGCAAGUUGGUCUUAUCGUUGGGAAAGGUUUGUUAGAUAAUGUGCUCAGUGAUUACUUAUGGGCGAAAGCCGUUCUCUUGACGACAACAACAGUCGCUACUGCUGGUCUCACAAUUCAGGUUCCAAUAGCUGCUGUUGUGGACACUUUGACCGGGCAUGCUCCUAGUCUUAUGGAUUAUUUCGGAGCUGCAGUUGUUAUGGUUGGGUUCACCGGGAUCAACAUCCCAUCUGAUACUUUCAAUAAGCCCCAGGCAACUCAACAAGAACAGGAAGCUGAAAAUCCAAGCAUAGUUGAUCACCAACAUAGUAUUCUGGUGAUUGGAAGCACACCAUCCACAUCCUAGUAUUAACAUUAAUACUGAUUUAUCGGGUAUAUAUAUACUUCAUUUUUCUUUUUGUUUGUCACCUUAUUCAGAAGAAUUAUUGCUUGUAAUUGAGAUUUAUUUCUGCAAAAUGAAAGAUCAUAUUUUUUUGCAUUUA